Messenger RNA from Anopheles coluzzii, 1287 nucleotides. RefSeq lists its product as uncharacterized. Lineage: Eukaryota; Metazoa; Arthropoda; Insecta; Diptera; Culicidae. The transcript is spliced from 3 exons. The record is from RefSeq and is a predicted model, not a curated record. Bases 107 to 1273 code for a protein of 388 amino acids.
CCGACCUAACUGAUAAUUAUUUGCUUCCAGCGCCGUCUGAUAGUACGGUGUGCCGGAGAGCCGGGUCGACGGUCAGCAUCAGUGUGCUUCGAACGCUUCCAGCUGUAUGAUGAGAUGCCAGCGAGCAACAGUUCUAGUGGUGGUGUUACAAGUAGUUCUUACCCGGUUAGUGCAUUCUACGUUAGCGGUAGAACAGAAUGAGCUGCCGGCACUGUAUGAGCUAGAGGAUUGGCGCGAGUGUGAGAUAGCCCCGGAGCAAGACUGGUACUGUGUAGUGCGUGUGCUACUCACAAGGGAGGACGCAGUGGAGUGCCUGACAGUGAAUGAUGUAAAACGGUUCCGUAGGACACUUCUCGAUAGGGGCAUCUGUUUGUCACACGCCCAAAGGACUGUGGAAGUUGAAACAAUGCCAGUGAGUGUGAAAUUUCCCUCCAAAUGCUGGAAUGUGUCCGAUCGCUACAUACUCAACCGAUCGUACUUCCCGCCGGCGAUGCACCCGGAUGUACGGACGGAGCUGGUAGCAAGCGAGCUGAUUAAUAGCCGGCUAAUAGCUCGCUACCCCCAUCUACGGGCGUACAGUGAGAUAGAAUACUGCCUGCAAAGUGAUCCAAAACCAGUGUACGAGCAAGCGUUAGGCGUUACGCUAGCUGUAACGCUUGUACUUGCUGCCGUUCUAGCGCUAAACGCACGCCGUUGGAUCUUACCAAAGUGUUCGCCUGCAAAGUCAACCCAACCGAUCAAGCAGAUCGUGCUGUUCGAUCUGUACAAAUGCUUCGGUGCGGUUGGUGUGGUUCUGGCACAUUGCUGCCUGUUCGGGUCCUUUCUAAUGCCAAUGAAAAACAUUGAGUUGCUGGAGGAGGUAAUUGCACAUCCGUAUGCAAAAUUCUGGCGCCUCUUCUGUCCCUUUCUCAUGCUGGCGUUCUUCGUGAUGAGCUCGAUGCUGCUGACGGUCAAGCUAUUGCACGGUGACCCAUCGAAACGACCCACACUCGGUGCAAUCAUUAGCCACCGGCUGAUAAGACUGAUGCCCGUGAAUCUGCUCAUGGUCGCGUUCGGUGCGCUCGUGUACGAUCGCUUCGCCGGCGGUGGGCCCCUCCUUUCGCGCCAGCUGAUCGUGGAGCAGGGCUUUUGCCGAUCGUACUGGUGGAUGAACGUGCUGUUCAUUUCGAACUUCAACAUGCAACGGCCGUGCCUUCCCGACUCGUGGUACGUUAGUGCCGAUAUGCAGCUGUACGUUGUGAUCGCACUUGCGCUUCAAAUUAUGUUUAGGUAGUUUUGUAGUAAAUC